AGAACCGGGUUGAACGACGGAAUGUUUGACAAGUGUUGUGGGUUAUAAUUUUACAUAUUUUUUAUAAUAAAAAUUUUUAGAAAAUAAUUUCUGAAUAUUUUGAUCGUGUCAAUUUCGAAUGUAAGCCGAUGGUGAUCAAAAACGUAACCAGUUGAUCGAAAUGACUUUCAGCACCAACUAAAAAAAACGUGAAUUAAUCCGGAGAGUUGGGAAUGGUUUUUUUUUGUUAUAGCAAAAACCAAAUAAUACUAAUGUUGAAUGGAGCAUUCUUGUCGUAUAACAUUUUUAUUCUUGAGUGAUUAAUAUCGGGUCGGAGGCGGUGUUUUAAAGUGUGUAUUUCUGUUGGUUCAUUUCUUAUGCUGUUCUUUUGAAUUGUUCUACAUUUUCAACUAAAUCUAAAGUGAAAAUUGGUUAGUGUUUGAAAACAAACUCAUAGAUAAGAUGGGUGGGUGUAUUGGGAUAAAUCGUACAACAGACACUGAAACGGUCAAUGGAUCAUCCACAAAUAUUUCACGGCCAGCUUCAGGUCCAAGUGUCGGUGCGCCAAGAAAGAAUCAUUCCUUGUGCCAUGAGACAAUCCGAUGGAAAUCCGACGUUCCUCUAACAGAAGGCCAAUUACGGAGUAAGCGAGACGAAUUCUGGGACACCGCACCGGCAUUCGACGGCCGAAAAGAGAUUUGGGACGCAUUACGGGCGGCCACCAUAGCCGCCGAAUCAUUAGAUUUUCAAUUAGCCCAAGCCAUUCUGGAUGGAGCUAGUGUAUCGGUUCCGAAUGGAUACCUAACCGAAUGUUAUGAUGAACUGGGCUCCCAAUACAAAGUACCAAUUUACUGCCUUUCGUAUCCAAUAAAUAUUGUUAAAGAAGACAAUGGUAGAGAUUCACCGGCUGAAUAUUCGGAGCCAGUUGAUGGUGGCAGCGAGGUGGUAUUGAAAUUGCGAUUAUCGUCGUCGUUUUCCGAUACAAAGCUAUCGGUCUAUUCGAAAGAUACGAUUGGACAGUGUAAAAAGAAGCUGCAGUCUCAAGAAAAUGUCGAUGCGUGCUGCCAACGAUGGUUCUACGGUGGCAAACUGCUUGGUGAUAAGAUUUUAGUCGAAGAUGCGCACAUUCAAUCCGGCUAUAUUGUGCAGGUGAUUGUGAAUACGGAACAUUACAAUCACAAUCCGAAUAGCUAGCCUCGAGUUACAUUUUAUUUAUUUUUAAAGAAUUUUUGUUUUUUAUACAUAAAAUCAUUGAGUAAAAAGUGGAAUGGACGGAUGGAUCGUGUGUGGUGGAAGUGACAGGCGAAUGGAAUGCAUUUUAUUAGAAACGGGAUAAAGAGAAUGAGAGAGAGAGCAAGAAAAAUGCAACAUAUCGUACAUUUAGCAAAACGUUUUUUUUUAUUUUUGUUUCAUUCGUCGUUUGUUAUUAGUUGAUCUUUAUUGUAAUUUGAGAUGAUUGCUCUUUGGUUGUGUGCAUUCAACUUAUAACUUUUAUUUUUGGUUCAAAAUAUACCGACAUUUUACUAAACCGCUCUAGUGACGAGAUUGUGGUGACACGCAAGAAAAAAAAUUGGUUAACGUGAGAAUCACAUUAAGAACAUCGUGCCGAAAUAGGAAGUGUUUUUGUUAGUUCGUCUACAAGAAACUGUAAUUUGUUGUAUAGUGUCCACAGGUUACGAAUUAAAAAACAAUGCCAGAAACGUAGAAAAUUUUCAGGGUUCUUGUUUUCCAAUUUUUUCAGAAUUGUUUUUCUGAAUUUUCCCG
This is a messenger RNA of Bradysia coprophila, 1743 nucleotides long. Its product is annotated as ubiquitin domain-containing protein 1. Lineage: Eukaryota; Metazoa; Arthropoda; Insecta; Diptera; Sciaridae. The record is from RefSeq and is a predicted model, not a curated record. Gene Ontology annotation, molecular function: protein binding.